AUGACAGAAAUAUUGAUUCAGAGCCUGUACAAGAAGGAGCGCUAUAAAAGGCAGCAGGCAUGUCGCGGUCUGGUUGGGAACUUCGUUGGUCUACUUCUCUGCCUCACUGUCCUGGUGAUAACGCUGUAUCUGGAACUGAACCAGGAUCACAACUCACUGCUUCACUAUAGGUUGCACUCUGGGGAGGUGAUGUUUAUAUAUUUGGUGACGCUUGGCCUCACGUUGGUGGCCUUCGGUUUCACGUUGCGCCUCAAAUUCACUGUCCACUUUACACCUCACAGCCUUGAUGAGAAGCUGCUCGUGGUCACCUACUUCGUGACAGUGAAUUACCAGAUCUCUUCAAUCGCCAUGUGUCUACACUAUCUCAGUCAGGUGAACCUGGUCGCUAGUCAUCAGACACUAUUGCAAGUAGGCCUUGUUGCUCGACUUGUGGAGCUUGCUCAGGCCAGUCUGCAAACUUUCUUCAUUCAAGACGCUUUCUACCGAUGCAGCCAAGACGAGGCUACCAAGCACAAGAAGCCAGGUCGCGAUUUUAUAGCCAUUCUUUUGGCAGUCAACUUCUCUCUAUGGAUGAUCAAGAGCUUUCAGGUUUGA
Messenger RNA from Protopolystoma xenopodis, 594 nucleotides. The record is from the annotation of a GenBank genome assembly. NCBI's taxonomy places the organism in Eukaryota, Metazoa, Platyhelminthes, Monogenea, Polystomatidea, Polystomatidae.